AUGCCGUCAUCGCUCUGGCUCAUCGCUCCCCACGACGACCACGCCUUCAACAAGUCGCUGAAGGAUCUGAUCGGCACCACGCUACCGUCAAAUUUUCCCCAUGCGCCCAAGAACACGUUCAUUCCACACGUGACGGUAACCUCGGAGAUUGAUCCUGCAAACACUUAUGAGAAAUCAUCAUCACCACAGGAAUGGCUCGACGGCCUGACUCUGCCGGAGUUCCAAAAGGAAAAGAAUGAGGUGGUAAUCGAGCUCGAGCAGCUCGAAGCCGGAGAGCCCUUCUUCAAGAAAGUCACGCUCCGAGCCAAAAAGGAUGCCAAUCUGGUCAAGUUCGCCUCAAAAUGCAGGGAGCAAGGGCUAUUAUUGUCCGAAAACGAGGCGCAGAAGUGGGCUGAGAAUGAAUAUCUUCCGCACUUGAGCUUGUUCUAUGGCGACAUACCCAAGGAUGAAGUGCAGAAGAAGAUUGGCUUGAUCGAGCUGCAGUUGGGCUUCGAGUUUGGGAGUCUGUUCGAUUGUUGUGGUGGCACGCUGGCGAUGGGUGCCAAACUCGUGCUUGUGGACACGAGCAAGGAGAUCAAAGACUGGACGCCCAUUGCGCAGAGGGAUUGUCCUUGGGUCAUUUGGACCAUGUCAAAGGGCCUCUUAUGA
Messenger RNA from Cladophialophora yegresii CBS 114405, 648 nucleotides. RefSeq lists its product as uncharacterized. Gene Ontology annotation, biological process: cyclic nucleotide metabolic process. The coding region runs from base 1 to 648 and encodes 215 amino acids. The transcript has a single exon. Gene Ontology annotation, molecular function: 2',3'-cyclic-nucleotide 3'-phosphodiesterase activity. Lineage: Eukaryota; Fungi; Ascomycota; Eurotiomycetes; Chaetothyriales; Herpotrichiellaceae. The record is from RefSeq and is a predicted model, not a curated record.